GUGUGCGUUAGACAGUCAGAGAGUCAGAGUGAGAACCGCCACCAACAGGUCUCCUUCUCCGAGUCUUCUUGUCUUACAGAACAGCCAACUUGAUGUAGUUUACAUCUUCUAGAGGAAACGUUCCUAACUUUGAUCGACACAGUAGAAAGAUCUAGAAACACAGCAAACUAAACACAAGAACAGAAGCUGUCGUAGGUAAGAAAAUGCACGGCAUGGGUGUUCAGGCUGUGCUCACCGUCGUCCUGAUUCUGUUCACAGCCACCGUCAAGACUCACGAUGGAGUGAUAUCAGUCUGGAAGACAAAAGUCACAUUGACCUGUCCACAGCCUGGGACUUGGUUCAAGGAAGAUAAAGAGAUAAAGAAAAAAGAUGAUGAUGGAAAAGAAACAACUGAAAAUAUUGAAGACAGCAGAGAGCAUACAUUCACGUAUGAUGUCAAAACCAAAUACCACUGUCGAUAUUAUGACUCCUUAAAUAAUGCCAUAAGCUAUUACUUCCGCUUUGAAGGAAAGGUGUGUGAGGACUGCUAUGAGCUGAACGCAAGCCUAGUAGGGCUGGUCAUCGUUGUGGACGUGGUGGGGACAGUACUGAUGAUGAUGAUAAUCUGCUAUUGCACCAAGAACAAGAGUUCAGCUGCACCUGUUCACUCUUCCAAAGCUCCUGCUCGUUCAGGAGGACGGCCUCCACCUGCUUCAUCCUCUGAGUACGAGCAACUGAACCGUCAAACUCGCUCCCAGGACACGUACUCUGUCGUGAACAGGACGGGAUAGAAACAACAGGUCAUCUGGCCGCACCAGGUUUCAAACGCUGCAUGGAUGAAAGCAAGCAUUCAGAAAAGACGUUCAACCGUGCUCCCAGGAGCAUGCAGCCACUGACUUCUUUUUUUUUUUUGGCAUUUUGGAUUUGACAGGUCUCUUAACCCAAAUGACAAAUUUUCUCAUUCACCCCUGGUUCAAUAGUUUAAGUUUCAUUUGUUCAGAUAUUAGGCUGUCACUGCAGUACAACAGAGGAUGAUCUGCAUUGAUCUGUGCAAUUGACAACAUUUAAAAAUUACAGUUGAGAGCGUCUGUCUUCUGAAGGAAUGGUCCCUGGGACACUGUUUCAGUGCGUAGUUGUCCAUCAGUCCCAACUCAAUCCACACAUUUGUCUUUGCUUUCUCACAAAUGAAUCGUAAUAUCGUCACUCCAUAUGUUACACAUUGGAGUGCAUGAAAACUACCCAGUGAAGAGCUAAACACAAAAACAAAAAGUAAAUGAAAUGGCAUUGGAUUUGACAAUUCCAGGAUCACUAUGCAUAUUAUGUAUUCAUUGCAAUGAAAUAUUAAUGAGCAAUUCUGUGAAGCUGUCACAUCUCUCUGUAUGAAAGUGCAGUGGUGCAACAAAGGGGUGCUUGAGUCCAUAUAAAACUGCAGUGAGACACAAAUUGCAGGUAUCUGGGCUAAUAGAACUAAACUAUCAGCAUGAUGAGACAACAUUAGAGGGGGAGUGUUUUGUUUUAUUGUCAUAUGCAAUCAGUGUCCAUUGUCCAUCUAAUGUCAUAAAAGCAAGAACUGUUGUUCAGUUAUUAGUUCGGUUAUAGUUAGUGGUAGUGUUUUACUGCAAUGUAUAAACAUGUAGAUGAAUUUACGCUUUUAUUUCCACCAAAAAAUGUAAAAAUAUAAGAAGAGAUGUUGCUGUAGGUCAGGCAAGAGUAAAUAUGAAGAACAGACAGGUGACAACUUAAAGGAAAAUCCAACACUAAGUGUCCUAGUAAGGUGUUGGGCCACUACAUGCAGCCAGAACAGCCUUAGUACUCCUUGACAUGGAUUCUCCAAGUCUCUGAACUCUACUGGAGGAUAUAACACAAUUUCUGUAAAAGACACUCCCUCAUUUGGUGUUUCGAUGAUGUGGUGGAGAGGGCUGUCUAACACAUGAUACCAAAAUCUUCCUCAGGUGUUCACUGGGGUUGGAAUCUGCUGACUUUAAAGGCCACAUCAUCUGAUUCACAUCAUUUUAAUCAAACUAUUCAGUGACUCCUCGUGAAGCAUUGCCAUCCUGGAAGAAACUACUCCCAUCAGGAUGGAAAUGUUUCAUCAUAGGAUAAAGGUGAUCAACUUUAUAUGAUUUGCAGUGACUCUUCUCUCUAAGGGGAAUACCGUCUCCGCAGGAGUCAAGGGUUUGGGUUUUUCCUUUAAUUUGUCACCUGUUUGUAUAUAUAUAUAUAUAUAUAUAUAUAUAUAUAUAUAUAUAUAUACAUAUAUAUAUAUGCAGUGCUUUUAAUAUAAAAAGUUAGCAGAAGUUCUAUCUAAUUUACAGUAAAGUCUUAAUUGUAUUAUCACUUAUAAAAAAUAUACAUGUUUUUGUAUAUAUAUAUAUGUGUGUGCGCCACUGUACUGUUUGCAACUUAUUGCACUGUAAAAAAGAGCAGCUAAUUUUUGUCAGACAAGCAAAAUGCACCUGCACAAACAUAAUCAGCUCGUCACAUCAGUUUGCUUAUUGUAUUACUUUGUGUUUUUUUUCUUUUCACUCUGAUCUAUUAUGUUAAUCUUGUCUAUUGUAAUGGGCAUAACAUGUGCUACUGAUCAAUAAAACCGCAGCUAAACUCUG
Molecule: messenger RNA, 2585 nt
Organism: Amphiprion ocellaris (clown anemonefish)
Lineage: Eukaryota; Metazoa; Chordata; Actinopteri; Pomacentridae
Product: T-cell surface glycoprotein CD3 epsilon chain
Exons: 5
Coding region: 204-770 (188 amino acids)
Biological process (GO): positive thymic T cell selection; cell surface receptor signaling pathway
Cellular component (GO): external side of plasma membrane; alpha-beta T cell receptor complex
Molecular function (GO): transmembrane signaling receptor activity
Source: RefSeq, a predicted model, not a curated record